Rhea pennata is the source of this 1110-nucleotide messenger RNA. RefSeq names its product olfactory receptor 14C36-like. The transcript has 3 exons. Gene Ontology annotation, cellular component: membrane. The record is from RefSeq and is a predicted model, not a curated record. Gene Ontology annotation, biological process: G protein-coupled receptor signaling pathway. The coding region runs from base 19 to 1110 and encodes 363 amino acids. Gene Ontology annotation, molecular function: olfactory receptor activity; odorant binding; G protein-coupled receptor activity. NCBI's taxonomy places the organism in Eukaryota, Metazoa, Chordata, Aves, Rheiformes, Rheidae.
CGUGCCCAGUGGGAGCCAAUGUCCAACAGCAGCUCCCUGAAUGAGUUCCUCCUCCUGGCAUUUGCAAACACACGGGAGCUGCAGCUCUUGCACUUCUUGUUCUUCCUCAGCAUCUACCUGGCUGCCCUCUUGGGCAACGGUCUCAUCAUCACUGCCAUAGCCUGUGACCGCCACCUCCACACCCCCAUGUACUUCUUCCUCCUCAACCUCUCCCUCCUCGACCUUGGCUCCAUCUCCACCACUGUCCCAACAUCCAUGACCAACUCUCUGUGGGACACCAGGGCCAUUUCCUACUCAGGAUGUGCUGCUCAGGUCUUUUUCUUCUUUUUCUUGUUUUCAGCAGAGUAUUCUCUCCUCACAGUCAUGGCCUAUGACCGCUACAUUGCCAUCUGCAGACCCCUGCUCUACGGGACCCUCAUGUGCAGCAGAACCCCUGUCAAAAUGGCAGCAGCUGCCUGGGCCAGUGGUUUUCUCAAUGCUCUCCUGCACACUGUCAACACAUUUUCAUUACCUCUCUGCCAAGGCAACACAGUGGACCAGUUCUUCUGUGAGAUUCCCCACAUCCUCAAGCUCUCCUGCUCAGAUUCCUACCUCAGGGAAGCUGGGCUUCUUGUGGUUAGUCUGUGUUUAGCCUUAGGGUGUUUUGUUUUCAUUGUGCUGUCCUACGUGCAGAUCUUCAGUGCUGUGCUGAGGAUCCCCUCUGAGCAGGGCCGGCACAAAGCCUUUUCCAUGUGCCUUCCGCACUUGGCUGUGGUCUCCUUGUUCAUCAGCUCUGGCCUGUUUGUUUACUUGAAGCCCCCUUCGAUCUCAUCACCAGCUCUGGAUCUUGUGCUGGCUGUUCUGUACGCAGUGGUCCCUCCAACUCUGAACCCCCUCAUCUACAGCUUGAAGAACAGGGAGCUCAAGGAUGCACUGAAGAAAAUGAUCCGAUGGGUACAAGAUAGUGAAGAGGCUGAGGAGACUCCAUCUCAUGACAUGCACAUCCAGCAGCGCCAAGAGGAAUCAUGCCCGGUGGCAGCUACUUGUAGCACAACAGGGGCAAAGGAGACCCUGGGCACCUACAAGUCCCUGGGGAGAACCCCUGAGGAUCAGUCUUCAGAGACUGAUUAG